Molecule: messenger RNA, 3736 nt
Organism: Trifolium pratense (red clover)
Lineage: Eukaryota; Viridiplantae; Streptophyta; Magnoliopsida; Fabales; Fabaceae
Exons: 9
Coding region: 485-3514 (1009 amino acids)
Cellular component (GO): nuclear pore
Source: RefSeq, a predicted model, not a curated record
GAGUUAUGAUUCUUCUUUAUCAUGUGCUCAAACAUAAAACGUUACACGCACAACACAACGGCAACAACAGCAACAGCAACAGUCCAACAACACAACAAACAAUUAAAUAUUUAACUAAAAAAUCUAUGGCUCCAAAUUUUGUAAAUUAAUAAUAAAAAUAAUUUAUUUUAUUUUAUUUUUAGUCAAAAAAACCCUGCAUUUUUCCUGUUCAUAUAUUAUCAUUAGUCUUCUUUUUUGUUUUUUUAUUAAAAUUAAAACAUUCUUCUUCAUUUUCUUUCACUUGCAAGUUGCAGCUUCUGAGUCACACUCAACAAGUCCAUGCUACCUUUCAGAUUUCUGAUUCUGCCAUUACCAUCUCUCUACCUGCCACUGCUUUCUUGAGUCUUUUUAUUUUAGAAGGUUUGUGAAUAUUUGUACUACAAAUUCAACUGCAUUUAAGGAAGUGUAAGUUUUUAUCUGGAGGAGUUUCAUAAUCUUGAAAACCAUGAAAGGAAAAAGUCGGAGAAGUGGCGGCACGGUUCAAUUGGAUUACUUGAUUCACAUACAGGAGCUUAAGCCUUGGCCUCCGUCGCAAUCUCUCAAAUCCAUUCGAUCUGUAUUGAUACAAUGGGAGAAUGGCGAACGCUCUUCUGGGUCAACUAAACCUGUUUCCCCUUCAACUGGUGAAGGAAAAAUGGAGUUUAAUGAGUCAUUUAGGCUUUCUGUGACAUUGGUUAAGGACAUGUCUGUUAAAAGUUCCGAUGCUGAAGUUUUCCAAAAGAAUACUUUGGAGUUUAACUUGUAUGAGCCUAGAAGAGAUAAGAUUGCUAAGGGUCAGUUGCUUGGGACGGCCAUUGUAGACUUGGCGGAUUGUGGCAUAAUUAGAGAGACUUUAAGUAUUAGUGUUCCAUUGAAUUGCAAGAGGAACUACAGAAACACGGAUCAGCCACUUUUAUUCGUUAAAAUCGAGCCUGUUGAAAAGAAUCGCAGUAAGUCCACGUUGAAGGACAGUUUGUUGAAGGAGAAUUCCAGCAGCGGUGAUUCUGUAUCGGCAUUGAUGAACGGUGAAUAUGCUGAGGAAGCUGAAAUUGCCUCUAUUACUGAUGAUGAUGUUUCCUCUCAUUCAUCUGUGGCUGCAGUUAUAAAUUCACCCGAAUCGAGUGCGUACAUGCCUCCUGAUCGUGAAGAGAAUGGAACAGCUCAAAAAAAUGGUAGAAAGGACAAUGAACACCACUUGGUUUCAGAAACAAGUGUUGAUAAAUUGAAUAUGAGGCAACAGGAUAUGCAUGUGAAACCCGAGAGGAGUCCAAUAAAUGGUCAUAAUUCUAUGGAAAAUACUCCCAGUCAUGGUUUAGAGACAACCCAAAAGCAAGUUGUUUCUCCUAGUGCCGAUUACUCUCCCAUAUCCUUGGAGGAAAAGUCUAUGAGCAGCUCCAGAAGCAGUGAUCAAGAAAAUUUAGAUCAGAAGAUUCAUGAAAAAGCUGCUAAUGAUAUAAACGCAAUAACAAAUGUUCAAACAAACAAUAACGAAGGUUCUUAUUCAAGCAACACUGCUUCUCUAGAUAGUAAUGGCUUCAUGAGCAAGAAUCCAGGCUCAGUAAACUGUGAUGGUUUGGAAAUCGAGGACAAAUUAAAUGAGCAAUGUGAGGAAUCCGGAAAAUAUUGUGUGAAGGAAGGAGGAAGCGAUGAAUAUUACUAUAAUUCCGUUGAGGACAAGCUUGGAAAAAGCGAAAGGUCGAAGUAUGUAAAGUCUGUAAGAUCAUCAGGAGACUUGGCUAGGAGUGGAUCACUUGGUAGCAAUUAUCAUGCUGAGGUAAAAGAAAACGGCAUUAAUGGAGAUGCUCAAAACAAUGGAGGGAACAUCAGAAGCAGUGAAAGAAAAGACAGUAAGAUUUAUCCAAAGGACGUCAGAAAUAGCAUUUCAGGCGGCAAGAUUGAGCAGUUGGAAAACAAGAUAAAGAUGCUUGAAGGAGAGUUAAGAGAAGCGGCUUCAAUUGAGGCUGCUUUAUAUUCCGUAGCUGCUGAGCAUGGAAGCUCCAUGAGUAAGGUUCAUGCCCCAGCUCGACGACUUUCCAGGCUGUACCUUCAUGCUUGUAAAGAAAAUAUUCCUGCAAGAAGGUCUGGCGCAGCUAAAAGUGCUGUUUCAGGAUUAGUACUUGUUGCAAAGGCAUGUGGAAAUGAUGUACCAAGGUUGACUUUUUGGUUGUCAAAUUCUAUUGUUUUGAGAACAAUUAUAAGCCAAACAAGAAAGGAUGGGGCACCAUCAAAUCCUUCUGGAACUGGUGCAAGAAGGAAGAGUGGAGAAGGGAAUGGCAAGAUAGUACAACCAUUAGUAUGGAAGGGGUUCUCUCCUAAGAAAACCGAAAAUAUUGCAGUGGAAUAUGGAGGUUUUGUUAACUGGGAUGACUCAAACGUGUUCACUUCGGCACUGGAAAAGGUUGAAACUUGGAUCUUCUCUCGCAUUGUUGAAUCUAUAUGGUGGCAGUCUCUGACUCCACAUAUGCAGCUUGUUGAUGCAAAGAUUACUCAUAAGGAUGUUGGUUCUGCCUCAAGUAAAAGCUUUACGAAGACAUUGAGCUCAUCAAGCUCACAUGAUCAAGAGAUGGGAGAUUUAUCACUUGAUAUUUGGAAGAAGGCUUUUAGAGAAGCUUGUGAAAGAAUCUGUCCAGUCCGAGCUGGGGGGCAUGAGUGUGGCUGUCUGUCUGUGCUGCCUACAUUGAUAAUGGAGCAGUGCAUAGCCAGAUUAGAUGUUGCUAUGUUCAAUGCCAUUCUUCGCGAAUCUGUUGAUGACAUUCCAUCUGAUCCUAUAUCUGAUCCAAUUAGUGAUCCCAAGGUUCUCCCCAUUCCACCUGGUAAAUCAAGCUUUGGAACCGGUGCUCAGCUCAAAACUGCGGUUGGUAACUGGUCUAGAUGGCUGACUGACCUAUUUGAUAUGGAUGAUGACGACUCGCUUAAGGAUAAAGAUAAUGAUGACAUUGAUAACAAUGAUGGAAUUGCAUCCUUCAAGGCCUUCCAUUUUCUUAAUGCACUCAGUGAUCUCUUGAUGCUUCCUAAGGAUAUGCUGUUAAGUGCAUCCAUCAGAAACGAGGUUUGCCCAAUGUUUGGUGCAUCAAUAAUCAAGAAGAUUAUAGAAAAUUUUGUUCCAGACGAGUUUUGCCCUGAUCCAAUUCCCACUGAUGUGUUUGAAGCUCUGGAUUCACAGGAUGAUGUCGAGGAGUCUGUCAACAACUUUCCAUGCAUUGCUGCUCCCAUUGUAUAUUCACCUCCACAAGCAACAACGAUUGCAAAAAUUGUUGGGGAGAUUGAAAUUGAAUCUCAGCACAGUCAGCUGAGAAGAAGCAGAUCAUCUGUUGUUAGGAAGUCACACACCAGUGAUGAUGAGCUCGAGGAAUUAAACUCCCCAUUAUCUUCAAUUUUAUUUAGCAAUUCAUCCCAGCCAGUAUCAACAAAACCCAACUUAAAGUGGAAAGAAAGCCGCAAUGAGUCUGCUACCAGAUAUGCACUUCUUAGGAAUGUUUGGAUGAACAGCGAGUGACCUCGCAAAAACAUGAUUUUACCCCUAUCCUGUAACAGUUAUCAGAUGUGGUUGUAAAAAAGAAUAUAUACAAUAGCUUUAGCAGAGUAGUAGUAACAACUAAUUAUUCUUAAAACACGAGACGGUGAAAAUGACAUGUAAAUAAUAAAAUUGAGCUUGUGCCUGUGCUUGUAAUGUAUAAUAAUGUCAUGAGAUGGUAGAUUCUGAUAUGCCUUUAUUUAA